UAAAUUAAAUGGCAUGCAACGUUUAUGUGAAGCCUAGCCACAGAAUUCUUAGAUGAAUGCACAGCACUAGAUGUCGCUAUUAACCAAGUUAUUGAGUGUGGCGUCAUGAGAAAGUUCUCUACAUGGGCCCCUAACAAAUUUAUUUUUAUUUACCUUGCAGAAAGAUUAAUAAUCCUGUAAUUUAAAAUGCUUGGCAUGUGUAUCUUUUUUAAUAUCCGUUUGUCCUUCAGGCCUGGUGUGUAUUAUGGGUGGCAUGAUCAUGCAUGCCUCCAACUUGUAUUACAAUGCUUAAAUAAAUAUAUUGUUCUGCAGGUACAAUGUUUGCUGUUGAGCAGUCUACCCGUCAUGUAUGUAGCCUAUUUAUCCAUCAUGACAUAAAAAAACAAUCUUGCAAUUUGUCCGUGUUGUCUGGUAAAUGUAAUUGGUAGGCUUACUGAGACACAAAGUGUGCAAUGCGUUUCUGUUUAUGAACUCUGCUAUUGCGGACCCCCACACGUAUGCGAAAUGGACAGUAGGCACCUACUUUUCUCCGCGCAACGAUUGGUCAGCCAUUACCAUCUGUAGCCAAUCGGCACAAUGUUGCUAUGCUGUAAUGUUACAUUGAUUGGUUCCCUUGACUGUCAGUCUGCCUCAGACGGGUACUGUCUUUGCGCAAUAACAUCAACUCAAGCGGUGCGCUCAGUAUCAGAUGGACCUCCUUCGUUACUUAUUGAGCAUUGAAGUCAACUCGUAGAAGCAAACCUUAACCCUCUAAACUGAAUGAGAAGGAUUUGCCACAUAAAGAUGUGAUCGGCAAAGCACUAGAGGCGACGAUUGAAUUUUCUCUAUCCAAAGGUAACCAUGGUUGACAGAGGAAGAACAAUGAUUCCAAGCACCACCCUCCUUUUGAAGCUUCCAGUCUGUCAUUCGAACUCAAUCAGCAUGACAGAGUGAUCUCCAGCCUUGCCGUCGUCAACACUCACACGAGAGAAUCACUGAUGACAUGAUGUCAGCUGGUCCUUUUGUGGCAGGGCUGAAAUGCAGUGGAAAGGUUUAUUUGGGGAUCCAGUUAAUUUGCAUGGCAAAUAUGGACUUUGCAAUGAAUUGCAAUUCAUCUGAUCACUCAUCUGUCAUAACAUUCUGGAGUAUAUGCAAAUUGCCGUCAUACAAACUGAGGCAGCAGACUGUGAAAAUUAAUAUUUGUGUCAUUCUCAACUUUUGGCCACAACUGUACAUUUGCUAAAAGUGCAUCACAACCUCAGAAAAGGUGCCAGGGUAUUCAUGCCUUUCUUUCCAUCCAUUCAAUGCCAUUAAAAUCCUUAAGAGUGCAGCAUUUCAUGACUCCAGUCACUGUUAAUGGACAGGGUCACUAUAUUGGCAUUGCUGCCUUGCCUAGCUUGAAGUAGCUUUAUUUGUUGUAUUGAACCGAUUUUCAUAUUUUGCGCAUGCGUAUUGCCUAAACAUGUUUUGUGGGUAUUGCCUGGAGUAAGCUGUGCACAUUUGUGCGUGUCUAUAUAAUUUGGCUCUCAGAUCUCUUGAAAUUAACAAAGCUAGCUAGCAAAACAACCUGACAAAAGGACACUAACGUUACUAUACUGUACAAACAAUUUUCGAAGUUGGAAUAAUGUACAUUUUGGAGGGUUCGAAGAGUGGAAGUCAACUAUAAUGAAAGUUAAGAUGAGGCAAAGGCAGCAUAAAGCAUACAAGAUGUGACUUUAUUCAUGACAGGCAUGGCAACCACCAUCUCCCUCACUGCUAGCUGUUGGGCAGGCGAAGAGAACUGGACUGUCCACCACUGGCGGCGCCAUUCCAGCCAUAAUAAUGGCCGAAACAGAGCAAACAGAAUGGCAUCAAACACCUGGAAACCAUGUAUUUGAUACCAUUCCGCUCCACUCAUGAACACAAGCCUGUUCUCCCCAAUUAAGGUGCCACCAACCUCCUGUGCUGUCCACUUGUCUGAAACAUCAUUACCAAUUAAUACCUUUUAGCUGGGUUUUACACCUCUUGGACAUUUACUUUUGCUUUGUGGACGGUUUGGGAAUGGAGCUUCUCCCGCCACUUAAUGCGGGCCAGAGCCUUGGCUUCUACAAGAUAGAUGCAACUCACUACACUACAACCAUUCUACAUGUGUGGCUGCAUGGCAACGCACACGCACGGGAGGAUUCAGCCCGUCAGAGAGCAUGAUCCCCUAAUGGAUGGAGCUGCCUGUGUGCUGUGUGGGAGAAGAACUGUGCUACCAGCUACUGUUUGUGUGUGACUUUUUGUGUCAGUGUGAAAAUAAAACCGAAUGAGGCCUUGCGGAUGCGUCUCCAAUCCCUCAUGACUGUGGGGCCUGCUGUGUGCAUGCAGAAUAACAUUCUGCUGAAACUUCUACAACACUGUCACACAGAGGUUCACCAGACGGAUGGACUUAAUUUACAAGAAAAGUUACAGUCUUGUCCCAUCGCUGCAACUCCUGUACGGACCCUGGAGAGGAGAAGGUCAAGAGCCAUGCGUCCUCCGAAACACGACCCUGCCAAGCUGUACAGCUUCUUGACACACUGCUCGCUUAAUCAGGAAGCCAGUGGCAUCAAUGUGUCAGAGGAAACGCUGUACAACUGGCGACCGAAGUGUGUGCCUCCCGCCCCCACGCCCCACCACGGCCCUCACCUGUGUGUUGCGGUGCUUCCCCUGCGAACCGUCCUGGGCUGGAAGCCCUUUCUUGCACCGCCCCCCCACCCCACCCAGCAACAGCAACGCCGUUGCCCCUGCAACUACCACCGUCUCCCAGGCAACUAUCAUCAUGACGCGCUCCAAGACCUUCCAGGCCUACCUGCCCAACUGUCACCGCACCUACAGCUGCAUCCACUGUCGAGCACACCUGGCCAACCAUGACGAGCUCAUCUCCAAGUCUUUCCAAGGAAGUCAAGGCCGAGCGUACCUGUUCAACUCAGUGGUGAACGUGGGGUGUGGACUAGCAGAAGAGAGGGUUCUGUUGACAGGGCUUCAUGCGGUUGCUGAUAUCUACUGUGAAAACUGUAAAACCACACUGGGCUGGAAAUACGAGCAUGCCUUUGAGAGCAGUCAGAAGUACAAGGAGGGGAAGUUCAUUAUCGAACUCGCCCACAUGAUCAAGGACAAUGGCUGGGACUGAGUGGGCAGACCUAGAGUGUUGGAGAGGCGUGGCUUAGCUGUAGGGCACAGCUCAGUGUUGGACUCACCAAUAAGGUUUACUGCUAGCUCAUCCACGUGACCCUAUCCACCUGACAUGCAGUUCAUGUACCCCCACAAUACAUAGGUGUAAGGGCGUGUUUGUGCUUGUGUGUUUACAAGAAUGAUAAAUCAUUUCCAGUGUACAGAAUAUACAGAACUGCACACACAGUGGCUCAGAGACAUGUUUGUAUUCACACUGCAUGUUGAUGCUUGUCCCAGGCCUCAGGGUGGACAGGAGACCACAGGCUAAGUGUUAUAGGUCAUAGGUAAUGGUCUAUCUGGGGGGUGAAUGAGAUGGACAAUGAACAUCGUACUGGACAGACAAGGAUGUUCCCCCAAGACCCACCAACACUACAAUGAGGUUGUUGUUGUUGUUUUUUUUAACCUACGAUCACCCUCACUGCCCUAUGUGGAUCCUUCCACCUUCACACACACAUGGAAGACACAAACCACCCAAACAAUCAACCAGAAUCACCAGACUUCUUGUAGCCUGAAAUCGUCCAAAACUCCCUUUGAGGGAUUGAAACUGAAUGUCAGAAAACUGCUUGACUGUUCAUCUUUGUUUUUUUAUUUAUUCGAGCAUGAGUUUAAGGUAUUGAUUUAUUUAUGAAUUUAUUUGGUGUUUGGGGACAAUCUCCCCUUCUACUCCCUUUGUUCAAAGGUAGCAGCUUUUUAGUUCCUCCCUCACCCCUCAAUUCCAAUCAAUGGUAGCAAUCUUAAAAAUGAGGUGUCACUCAAGUUGUCGUCCUUUUGCCUUUCUGAGUGUGCUGUUACCACCCUCUGUCAAUGUUUCAGUAAUGGUGAUGUGUACAAUGAACAGUGUCGGAGUGCAAGAGGUUUUCAUGUCACCGUGGAAAAGAGACGGCACCCUUAGCUCUUUUCGGUUUCAAAAUAAUGCUCAAAGCUGGCAUUAUAACGGUGACACAAACUGAUGAUGAAAUGAGGCAAGUGGAGUGCCUUGUGUCUCGACACUGAUCUAAAGUUAGUGUUGUGUUUCCCUCCUAUUGGUUGAGGUGAAGAUAUGGAGAGGGUUACCUGAUUCUAGAUCUAUUUCUAUAGCUAAUUCUGGAGCUUCACAGAUUGAUGUUUGUGAACUGGUAGUUCUCUGUUUACCUGGUUCUGCCUCCUCCACUGCCUCCUCGCUUAUUUGUUUUGCUGAUUUUACGAGAUUAGAGAAAAUACCAACAGUUAAAAUUAACUUUCUACAGUCUGGAACAGGAGAACCAAUUGAAAUUCAACAGAAUGUGACUGACAGUGGAAAUACCCAAUCAGAGGGUGUCACACAUCCCAGCACAACAACCAAAGGCUCUCCCAUCAACAAUACAUUAACCAAACAAUGGACCUGCCUAGAUUGCUUGUAUCAGGAAGUUGCAGAAUGAAAGAUUGUGAUUGGCCCAGAGCCACUGUCGAACCCUGGGCUUUCUCUGUGAGAUAAUGCAUUGUUUGGUUGAGACAAUUACAAUGUUAAUACUUGUAUAUUCACUAUGAACAUAAGCAUUAUUAUUAUAUAACGAUAAACUGUAUUACACCAUGUAAAUAGCCAUAUUCAAUGUUUUAUUUAUUUAUUCAAUUGAUGAUUAUGUAUGCUCUGCUGUCUGUCUUGGGACACCUUGUGGGACAGUUAGAUUUCCUACUUUUUUACUAUUUGAAAAUGUAUUUUUCGUGUGUCUUUUGUAAAUGAAGGAAAGUUAAUGGCAAUAUAUGGGACUCAAUAAAGAUUCUUAUUUGAUUGA
Molecule: messenger RNA, 4904 nt
Organism: Oncorhynchus nerka (sockeye salmon)
Lineage: Eukaryota; Metazoa; Chordata; Actinopteri; Salmoniformes; Salmonidae
Product: protein yippee-like 1
Exons: 7
Coding region: 2552-3112 (186 amino acids)
Source: RefSeq, a predicted model, not a curated record